Messenger RNA from Sipha flava (yellow sugarcane aphid), 2411 nucleotides. RefSeq lists its product as uncharacterized. The record is from RefSeq and is a predicted model, not a curated record. Gene Ontology annotation, cellular component: nucleus. The transcript has a single exon. NCBI's taxonomy places the organism in Eukaryota, Metazoa, Arthropoda, Insecta, Hemiptera, Aphididae. Gene Ontology annotation, molecular function: DNA binding. The coding region runs from base 599 to 2398 and encodes 599 amino acids.
UAUAUUGAUAUAAAUGUAACAUAUUAUUAUUAUGUACCGUAAGCCGGGGUAACUUUGGCCCCGGGUGGUAACUUUGGCCCGCCGUUGGAAUUUCACAUACUUUUGUGUGGUGUGAUAAGACGUGUGACUAUUAUCAACAUAUUGUGGUGGUUUCCGAUAGUCAACAACACUGGUAACCGAAUAUGAUAACAGUUUUUGCCGCUAUCACUUGUCUUGUUAUCAAUAAAAAUUUUGUUUGUUGUCGAAGUUUUUGUUUCGAAAAAGUGUGCUUUUAAAACUUUUAUUUGGUGUUUUAUGAUUUAAUCGACUUAGUACUCGGUAAGUAAGAAUAUUGUCUCACAUAUAUAAUCGUUAUAAAGUAUUUAUCAACAAUUGUAAAAAAACAAUUUUUUUUGGUUGGUUAAAACACGUUUUUAAGGUCGGGGUAACUUUGGCCCUGGGACAAUGUUCCCCGAUAGCUACAAUCUGAGUCGAACAAUUUUGUUUAUUUUCCUUUUUUUGGCAUUAUAAUACUAUUUCCGUGUUUUAAAUAGUCCCUCUAGGUACUUAAUUUGUAUAGUAUCUCAUCUGUCUCUUCUUUUUUGUUUAAUAGAUCAACAUGCCGCGUAAAGUAAAACGUAAGCCCGGUACUAGGACGUACCAAAAUUAUAGUGAACAUAAUUUACAAAUGUGCCUGAAGUCAAUAAGAUUAAAAUUAAUGAGUCAACGUGCAGCAUCAAAUCACUAUAAGGUACCUAGAUCGACCAUAAAAAAUAAAUUAAAAAAUGACCAUGGCAAAAGUGUUGGCCGUCCGACAGUCUUUAGCCGUGAACAAGAACUAAGUUUUGCUCAGCACUGUGUUACUUUGGCUAAUUACGGAUUUCCAUUGAUACCUUAUGACCUAAAAAUGACAAUAAGUCGAUAUUUGAAUAGCAAAGGUACUCAAGUACCACAAUUUAAAAACAAUAUACCGGGAGAUGAUUGGGUCAGCGGUUUUCUUAAAAGACAUCCCGAAUUGUCGGUUAAGUUUAGUGCAAAUAUUAAAAAAACUCGCGCCAACAUAACAUCAAGUGACAUUAAUGAUUAUAUGGACCGCCUCGAAAGGACGUUGAGUGGUAUUCCGCCUUCGAGGAUAUAUAAUUACGACGAGACGAACUUAACCGACGACCCGGGAAAUAAAAAAGUUAUUUCAAAAAGAGGUUCAAAAUAUGUAGAAAAUAUUUGCAAUUCUAGCAAAAGCGCCAUUUCCCUAAUGUUUUGUGGCAAUGCGGAGGGUCAUGUCAUUCCCACGUAUGUGGUGUAUAAAGCGGAAUCAUUGUGGACUACGUGGACAGAAGGUGGUCCACCUCGUACCCGGUACAACAGAACCAAAAGUGGUUGGUUCGACUCCGUCACCUUUGAAAACUGGUUCGAGACUGUUUUCUUGAAGGAAGUAGAAGGUGGCGGACCUUCAGCGUUGAUAGGUGAUAAUUUGGCCUCUCACAUCAACGAACGUGUGUUGAGGUUAUGUGAUGAACACGAUAUCAAAUUUAUAUGUUUACCUCCGAAUACAACUCAUAUUUCCCAACCACUGGACAUCGCUUUUUUCCGGCCAAUGAAGGGAGCUUGGAGGGAACUGUUGAGAGAGUGGAAAAAAACCAAACAUGGUUCUUGCUUCUCUACAUUACCUAAAGACGUGUUCCCAAGGCUUCUCGCCAAGUUGAUGGACAAACUGGAAUUUACAAAAACACAGAACUUGCAAUCGGGAUUUGCAAAAGCUGGUAUCUACCCUAUUAACAGGCAAAAGCUUCUCGAUCGAUUAGCAGAAAAUAAAAAUUGCACACUGGACGAAGAUUUGAUCGGACAGGCGUUCUUAGAUCGUCUUCAAAAAGAACGCGAAGAUUUCAUAGGUGGACCUGGCAAGCCACGAAAAAAAAAAUUGCAAGUUUUACCCGGAAACAGUAUUUCUUAUGAAGACCUCCAACAGGCAAGUGUUGAUACCGGACCUGUGGCAAAAAAUAAAAAACGUAAAGUUGUGUCUUCUUCCUCCAGCGAUGAAUCCGAUAUUAUGGAUUUUGUCGAUGAGUCAGAUAGUGGCAGUGAAGAGGACAGUGAUGAAAACGUGGAUAACCUACAUGCAGACGAAGUUGAAGCCAAUGAACCUCAAGCCGGUGAACCUGAAAGCAAUCAAGCUUCGUACAACGUUGGAGAUUUUGUUAUUGUAAUGUUUGAGAACAAAAAGUUUCCGGGUCGUAUAACUGCGAUAAGGGAAAAAGGCGCAGAAGUAGAUUGCAUGGAAAAGAGGUCAAAAAGCUGGCGGUGGCCGACAAAAAAAGAUUGCAUCGAAUAUGAGUGGGGCGACGUAAUCGGCAAAAUAAAACCACCUAAGUUAUGCAAACGUAAUUUUUUCCUGGUUCCAGAUCUGGACGAAUUUGUUUGAAAACAUAAAUUUA